Manis javanica (Malayan pangolin) is the source of this 954-nucleotide messenger RNA. RefSeq names its product olfactory receptor 5B12-like. Gene Ontology annotation, biological process: G protein-coupled receptor signaling pathway. Gene Ontology annotation, molecular function: olfactory receptor activity; G protein-coupled receptor activity. Lineage: Eukaryota; Metazoa; Chordata; Mammalia; Pholidota; Manidae. Gene Ontology annotation, cellular component: membrane. The record is from RefSeq and is a predicted model, not a curated record.
AUGACUUCCACGGAGAACAUUUCAGAGGUGACAGAAUUCAUUCUUGUGGGGUUAACAGAUGCCCUAGAGAUGCAGGUCCCUUUAUUUAUAAUCUUCACUCUCAUUUACUUCAUCACGCUGGUUGGGAACCUGGGGAUGAUCCUGUUGAUCCUGCUGGACUCUCGUCUCCACACCCCCAUGUACUUGUUCCUCGGCAACCUCUCCCUGGUGGACUGUGUUUACUCCUCGGCCGUCACUCCCAAGGUGAUGGUGGGGUUUCUCACAGGAGGUAAGAUCAUCUCCUACAAUGCAUGUGCUGCCCAGAUGUUCUUCUUUGCAGCCUUUGCAACUAUUGAAAGUUUCCUCCUGGCCUCAAUGGCCUUCGACCGCCAUGCAGCAGUGUGUAAACCCCUGCAUUACACCACCACUGUGACAAGCACUGUGUGUGCCGUACUGGUCACAGGCUCCUACAUCUGUGGACUUUUGCAGUCUUCCGUCCAUGUUGCCUUCACUUUCCACCUCACCUUCUGUCAUUCCAACACUGUUAAUCACUUUUUCUGUGACAUUCCCCCACUCCUGACCCUCUCCUGCUCUGAUGUCUACACAAAUGAGGUUGUGCUCUUUACUUUGGCAGUAUUCAAUGUGCUUUUCACUCUUCUGGUUAUUUUGAACUCUUACCUGUUCAUUUUUAUUGCCAUCCUGAGGAUGCACUCAGCUGAGGGACAGAAGAAGGCCUUUUCCACCUGUGCAUCUCACCUCACCACUGUUUCCAUCUUCUAUGGGACAAUCAUCUUCAUGUACUUACAGCCAAGUUCUAGUCAUUCCAUGGACACAGACAAAAUGGCAUCCGUGUUCUACACCACGAUCAUCCCCAUGCUGAACCCCCUGGUCUACAGCCUGAGGAACAGAGAGGUCAAGAGUGCAUUCAUUAAGGUGGUUGGAAAAGCAAAGUCUUCGUGGGGCUUAGCCUACUAA